Hydatigera taeniaeformis is the source of this 2559-nucleotide messenger RNA. The record is from the annotation of a GenBank genome assembly. NCBI's taxonomy places the organism in Eukaryota, Metazoa, Platyhelminthes, Cestoda, Cyclophyllidea, Taeniidae.
AUGGUUUUGGUGCAGUCGGUUUUUGGCAUCCAGGUACAGCCCCAAAUCUCUUGCGGAUUGGUUGGCUCCUUGCAUCAUGUCAGAUGCCCUGAACCCGUUUUACCUGUUCACUACCAACAAGACGAGAAGAUGGUGAACUUACGGCCUUCUUCCUCCAAAGGCACCUUCAAGAAUUUUGGCAUUACACACCUCCUCGAUGAUCCUGUCUUUGGUGAACAGGCCUGUGCAGCCUAUCUCUGUGCCAAAUUUGUGCCACUUUUAAAUCAGAAUGCACCAAUUUUAUCCGACUCCAGAAGGAAUAAUGCCCUAAAGUUCUUGAAAUCAAUCGAGAAAUCCACCUCAGAAGCUCUUUCUUCGGGCUGUCACUCUAGACCACUACACAAUGCAUUGCUAGGGUUCGUGAACACUGUCAAAGAUCUGGCUGAAGAUGUGUCGGAGAUUGAUGAGCUUUUUUCACAAAAGAAGCUACGACGACAACGUCUUAAAAAACAGCUUCCUUUGACUCCACCUCUGUGGUCCACGUUUGAAAUUCCUUUCAAUGAAGAUCAGAUCAAAGCUAUUUCAAAAUAUCUUGGUUUUGAUGGCAAGGCAAGCAUAGGAAUGCAACAGGAACUCUCCCAAUUUUCUUAUCUUUCUUGUGCAGUCGACCCCUUUCUUAUUGCUCUGUCGGCGAGGCGAGUAAAUUCACAUUUUCUCGGUAGUGGCUGCCUUCGUGUGAUUGGAGACAUAAACCCUCUGAUGCUAUGGGCUCCGCCCUUUUCACCCAACUCUCCAGCUACACCUACUCCAAAGAUAUUCCUUGCCUCCUUUUCUGACACCACAUCUUUUCCCCUAUCAAUGAAUCAAUGUGCGUCUUUCCGAUUGCCAGAUAAAUAUGUAGGGUCCUCCAUCUGUGAGAUUGAUGCAGUUCCAUUAGGUGAUUCGUCUCUCUACUUAAUCGCCCGGAACACAAACAGUCAGAUAUUUGCGAGUAAGACGACACUCGGGCUUUCGGAAUUGGAGACUUUGAGAGUUACCAAGUGUGAAAACAUUGCCUUUGACUCAAGCACUGAUUAUUACAAGCCUUUUUCUUUGGCCAUAUGCCCUUGGCCCAUACACUCAGACAGAUCAAGCUUGAACUCACUCAUAUGGGCCCUUGGUGGCCGCGCCUAUGAUCCCGUAGCCUUCCCGAAUGCACAUUUGGCGGUCGUGGAACUCUUUGAUGCCAAGUUAAAUCAACGCCUAUGGUGUGGUCGAAUCCCACUGAGCGCUGAAGGUGAAUGCAUAGCCCAUGUGUUAGACAACUCAGUAAAAGCCUCAAGUCUGGACUUUGUAGACAAGUAUUACGCGAAGUUUGAGGUAGCAAAGCGGACAUACUCCAACUCCUUCCUCUACCGGAGUCUCCUUGACUACUGUCAGCAAGUUCAAGAGAAGCAGGAGGGAGGUUUUGUGUCACCAGAACAGCUGCUGCAUCGUGCAGAACUUGACUUUAAACUGAGCCAUGCUUCCAUGUGGGUACGUGUGGGCUUUGCAGACUUUCCAGGUCUACUGUGCCUCACAACACCAAAACGACUUCUUUGUCUUGACACCCGCAUCUCGGGCGCGCGUGCGGCUCAGGAAUUGUUCAAUAUGACCACAGAAAUGGCCAAUUUGGACAAGGGUCGAUUGUUCAAUCCUUACGAGAGCAUUUUCCACGCACAACCCCAUUGGUAUGAGGAUACCUUCGCUUUUCUUGCAACUGACUAUAGCGGCUUAAUUCUGGACAAACGCAUGCCUGGGCAUCCGGUCCUACACUGGUCCCAUGCCCUAAGAGGUCCUUUGGCUUACGCUCAAAUCUGCGAUAUCGAAGACCAACCUGAUGAUUUUCCUGCGCAGGCUGCACUCGUGAUGGCCUCGCAGUUCCCUGGAGAACUCUCUGUUAUGGGGAUCAAUUUUAACAGAGAUGUUCCCAUUCCACCAAUUGCAGUUGGGCCCUGCAUGACAAACGGUAUUCUCACUGAAAUUUUGGACUGUCCUCUCAACAACCUUCCUAGCGGCAUAUUAGAUCCCCGUUUUUGUAGUGAACGGUUCACUACGAGCUUGGUGGGUCUGACUGCCUGCGUACUUCGAGAAAAAGGCGGUAUCAAGUCAGUCGGGGUUCGUGGUCUCAUGUUGACUUCCCGUGGUGACAUAUUCUGCGAGAAUUGGUGCUUCUCCGAACAGAGGGCUGAAGAAUUGCAUCGAAGUCAUGCAGAUGAAGUACGCUCGUGGUGUCUGGGUUUCAACAGUUUUAACGACUCAAGAUCAUCUCCAUUUAGAGUAUCUUGUGUUAUCAAUGAACUAUUAAAUGACGAGGUCAGAAUUGACCAAAAGUCGAUGGAGACGACGUCAGAGCCUUUCAUGAUUGAAGACAUUGUUUCUGAAUCUAAGCGGGAAUUCACAGAUGCAACAUAUCCCAAAGAGCUCUAUUCUGACUUAUGUCAACUUCUCACGAGUGGAUUUGUGUCGCCUUCGCUGUCUCAAAAUCGCAGAGAUGAGGAAACGAAGUACGACUUAUUCCUGGACCAAGUUGUCGAAGAAGCUAAGAAGCUAAAGAAGUAG